AUGGUUCCUCCUACUGCUGUUGAGUCGCUGAUUAACUUUUCGGGCCACCCCACCAUCAAGCUGAACCAAGACCCCCUUGUGCAACAGUUGCUGUUGAAGGAUGACACCAUCAUCCGCCACAACGCUUCGCCCGCCACUCUUUACGAAGACGGUUUGCAAGAAAAGGGCACCACCAUCUCGCUGACCGGUGCCUUGAUGGCCUACUCCGGUAAGAAGACCGGUCGUUCGCCUUCGGACAAGAGAAUUGUCGAGGAAGAAACCUCGUCGCAACACAUCUGGUGGGGGCCCGUCAACAAGCAAGUUGACGAGUUGACCUGGAAGAUCUCGAGAUCGAGAGCUUUGGACUACUUGCGCACCCGUGAGAAGUUGUUCGUCGUCGACGCUUACGCCGGCUGGGACCCUCGUUACAGAAUCAAGGUGAGAAUCAUCUGUGCCCGGGCUUACCACGCUCUUUUCAUGAACAACAUGUUGAUCCGCCCCACCAAGGAAGAAUUGGAAAACUUUGGCGAACCCGACUUCACCAUUUACAACGCCGGUCAAUUCCCCGCUAACAUCCACACCAAGGGUAUGACCUCGGCCACCUCCGUUGAAAUCAACUUCAAGGACAUGGAAAUGGUCAUCUUGGGUACCGAAUACGCCGGUGAAAUGAAGAAGGGUAUCUUCACCGUCAUGUUCUACUUGAUGCCCAUCAAGCACAAGGUCCUUACCUUGCACUCGUCGGCUAACCAAGGUGUCGAAAAGGGUGACGUCACCUUGUUCUUCGGUCUUUCGGGUACCGGUAAGACCACUUUGUCGGCCGACCCCAACAGAAAGUUGAUCGGUGACGACGAACACUGCUGGUCUGACCAAGGUGUGUUCAACAUUGAAGGUGGUUGCUACGCUAAGUGCAUUGACUUGUCCGCCGAAAAGGAACCCGAAAUUUUCAACUCGAUCAAGUUCGGUGCCAUCCUUGAAAACGUCGUCUACGACCCCGAAACCAAGGUUGUCGACUACACCGACUCGUCCAUCACUGAAAACACCAGAUGUGCCUACCCCAUCGACUUCAUCCCCUCGGCCAAGAUCCCUUGUCUCGCCGACACCCACCCUUCGAACAUCAUCUUGUUGACCUGUGACGCCUCGGGUGUGUUGCCCCCCGUGUCCAAGUUGACCAACUCGCAAGUGAUGUACCACUUCAUCUCCGGUUACACCUCGAAGAUGGCCGGUACCGAAGAAGGUGUCACCGAACCUCAAGCCACCUUCUCCGCUUGCUUCGGUCAACCCUUCUUGGUGUUGCACCCCAUGAAGUACGCCCAACAAUUGUCGGACAAGAUCACCCAACACAAGGCCAACGCCUGGUUGCUCAACACCGGUUGGGUUGGUGCUGGUGCCGCUCAAGGUGGUAAGAGAUGCCCCUUGAAGUACACCAGAGCCAUCUUGGACGCCAUCCACUCGGGUGCCUUGAACGAAGUCAACUACGAAACCUUCCCCGUCUUCGGCUUGCAAGUGCCCACCCUGUGCCCCGGUGUCCCUGCUGAAAUCCUUAACCCCACCAACGCCUGGACCCAAGGUAAGGAAUCGUUCGAAGCCCAAAUCAAGUCGCUUGCUGGCAAGUUUGUUGAAAACUUCAAGAAGUACGCUGACCAGGCCACUGAGGAAGUUAAGGCUGCCGGUCCUACCGCCUAA
Molecule: messenger RNA, 1662 nt
Organism: Diutina rugosa
Lineage: Eukaryota; Fungi; Ascomycota; Pichiomycetes; Serinales; Debaryomycetaceae
Gene: PCK1
Product: phosphoenolpyruvate carboxykinase
Exons: 1
Coding region: 1-1662 (553 amino acids)
Biological process (GO): gluconeogenesis
Cellular component (GO): cytosol
Molecular function (GO): ATP binding; phosphoenolpyruvate carboxykinase (ATP) activity
Source: RefSeq, a predicted model, not a curated record